AUGAGCUCCGACACGACGUCGUAUUGGUGCUACAGUUGCACGCGCUUCGUUCACAUCCAGGAGCACCACGACGUCCUUUGCCCGCGCUGCCACGGCGGUUUCGUCGAGAAGGUCCAGGCGGGAAACUCGGCCGCCGUCUCGCUGCUAGGCGAUGGCGCUUCGAGAAGGCAGGGGUUACGCCGGCGGCGCCGCAACGGCGGGAGUCACCCGCCUUUCAACCCGGUGAUCGUGCUCCGGGGACCGGGGGAGGAUGAGGAGAGCAGCUUUGAGUUAUACUACGACGGCGACGACGGCGCGGGUCUCCGGCCGCUGCCGUCGACGAUGUCGGAGUUUUUGCUCGGAUCGGGCUUCGAUCGGUUGCUGGAGCAGGUUUCGCAGAUCGAGAUCAACGGCUUCGGGAGGGCGGAGAAUCCGCCGGCGUCGAAGGCGGCGAUAGAGUCAAUGCCAACGGUGCAAAUCACCGAGUCUCAGGUCGCGACGGAGACGCACUGCGCAGUGUGCAAAGAGCCCUUCGAGCUCGGCGCGUUGGCGCGUGAGAUGCCGUGCAAGCACCUCUACCACUCCGAUUGCAUCCUCCCGUGGCUCUCGAUGCGAAACUCGUGCCCGGUGUGCCGUCAUGAAUUGCCGUCGGAGCAAGCGCCUUCGGAGAGCAGAGUCCCCGGCCAGAUCGAGGAGGAAGCGGUAGGUUUGACCAUAUGGAGGUUGCCCGGCGGCGGAUUCGCCGUCGGGAGGUUCGCCGGCGAGAGCCAAUUGCCGGUGGUGUACACGGAGAUGGAGAGUGAUGGGAAUUCGAACGAAGGUUCCAGAAGAAUCUCUUUGUCAGUUGGAAGCGGGAGGGUUAGGGAAAGUCGUGGUGGUGGAUUAGGCAGAAUAUUCCGUAGUUGGUUUGGGAGAAUCGGGGCUUUGACUAGAAGCCGUAGCCUUUCAACUUCUCUCUUCAAUAGAAGAAGAAGUAGUACCACGAGAACCUGGGUUUUGGAAAAUUGA
This is a messenger RNA of Sphenostylis stenocarpa, 987 nucleotides long. Lineage: Eukaryota; Viridiplantae; Streptophyta; Magnoliopsida; Fabales; Fabaceae. The record is from the annotation of a GenBank genome assembly.